Penicillium riverlandense is the source of this 687-nucleotide messenger RNA. Its product is annotated as N-terminal protein methyltransferase. Gene Ontology annotation, biological process: N-terminal protein amino acid methylation. The coding region runs from base 1 to 687 and encodes 228 amino acids. Gene Ontology annotation, molecular function: N-terminal protein N-methyltransferase activity. Gene Ontology annotation, cellular component: cytoplasm. The transcript has a single exon. The record is from RefSeq and is a predicted model, not a curated record. Lineage: Eukaryota; Fungi; Ascomycota; Eurotiomycetes; Eurotiales; Aspergillaceae.
AUGGCCGACUCCAACAUCAACCAUGCCACCUCCCUCGAAUACUGGAAUUCUGUCGCCCCGGACGUGAACGGGAUGCUCGGCGGGUUCCCCCAGAUCUCGCGUAUCGACCUUCGCGGAUCCGCCAGCUUCCUCGCCAAGGUCCGGCGCCUCGUUCCCGCGAUUCCUUCCACGGGCGCGCUUCCGCUCGGCGUCGAUUGCGGCGCGGGCAUCGGGCGCGUUACGGAGGGGUUUCUGAGCAACGUGUGUGAGGUGGUUGAUGUGGUUGAGCCCGUGGAGAACUUUUCGCGGGUUGUGCGCGAGGGACCAUUGAAGAAAGCUGGGAAGGUGGGCGAAAUUUUUGUCGUUGGGUUGGAGAGCUGGGUUCCUCGAAAACAGUAUGAUCUGGUCUGGAAUCAGUGGUGUCUGGGCCAUUUGACGGAUGCUCAGCUCGUGGCGUAUCUUGUCCGGUGUCGGGAGGCACUGUCGGAUGGCGGGGUGAUUGUUGUCAAGGAGAAUAUGUCGACUGCUUCCCAUGGACAGGAUGUGUACGAUGAGCUGGAUAGCAGCGUCACUCGCACGGACGACAAGUUUCGGAUGCUGUUCAAGGAGGCCGGGCUGAACUUGAUCAAGUCCGAAGAGCAGGCUGGCUUCCCGCCCAGUUUGAAGCUCUUCCCCGUUCGAUUCUACGCGCUGCGGCCGGCCACUUGA